AUGACUUCUUUGACGUUUACCGCAAAAUUUCAACAAGUCACUGGUGGAUCGCAUGUGUUGAAUUCUGGAAAUGAUAUCCCGUUUAUUGGAUUGGGUUUAUCAAGGAUCACCACGGUUGACAGUAUGGAGAAAGCGAUCGAAGCAGCUCUCGAAGCCGGUUAUCGUCUCUUCGACACAGCUCAUAUCUAUGAGAAUGAAAAGGAGAUUGGCGAUGCUUUGAAGAACUCUUUACCGAAAUUCGGUCUGACUCGAGAGGACAUUUUCAUCACGACAAAAGUCCCAAUCAUCAAUGAAGACCCAGCUUUUCACACGAAACGGUGUUUGAAAGAAUCGCUCGAGAAAUUGCAAACUGACUAUCUCGACCUCGUUCUUCUCCAUUAUCCACGCGAUCGAGACACGGGAAAAGAUGAAGAACAUGAAAUUAACAAAAAAGGACGACAAAUUGUAUAUCAAACGUUGGAGGAAUUUGUUGGAAAAGGCACAAUCCGCUCAAUCGGCGUCUCCAACUAUGAGGUUUUCCAUCUAGAAGAGCUGUUCAAAUAUGCAAAGGUGAUUCCUGCCGUGAAUCAAGUCGAAUACCAUCCAUAUUGCACAAAGCCGGCGCUGAAGUUUUUCUGCGAAACCAAGGGGAUUUUCAUUCAAGCGUUCUCCUCGCUCUGCUGGGGAAAUCUCGAGAUUCUCAAUGAGGAUGCUGUGAAGAAAGCCGCUCAAACGCACAACGUUUCACCACAGACGAUUCUCUACGCUUUCCCGUUGCACACAAAUGUCGGAAUCAUCCCCAAAUCGGCCACCCCACAACGCAUUCACGAUAAUAUCAAGUUGACCACUCAGGUGAAACUCUCCAGCGAGGAGAUCGCAGCGCUGUGGGAUUUAGAUCAAAAUCGGACCUUCUGUCCUCGUUGUUAUCCAUGGAGAUGUCUU
Molecule: messenger RNA, 921 nt
Organism: Mesorhabditis belari
Lineage: Eukaryota; Metazoa; Nematoda; Chromadorea; Rhabditida; Rhabditidae
Source: the annotation of a GenBank genome assembly